GUUCGAUUCUCGCAGACAGCGAAGAUCAAUAUUCUUAAGUAUUUUUAAUUUUUCUUUUGGGGAGGACAUGUAGUUUGACUUUAGUACUCAAUUUGAGACUUCAUAGGCUAAUUUAUAAUCUUCUGUGUACUCCAGUGUCCAUUUCAGCAUGUUACCUAUGAUUGUGCCCGUACAUGUUUCCCUCCAAAUUUCUUUAGUGUUUGUAUAAUGCUUCCAAGAAAACGGCUCCCAGAGAUUUUUAAAUCUUUCCUAUUAACCAGCAAAGACGGGGCCACCAUUUCCAUAACUCAUGCCUUGAUGAUUACUUCUGGUGUCUUUAGCCAAGGAACGCUUAAUGCCCUAUUGAUAUCAUCGUAUAGCCGAAAUGGUUGCAUUGAAUUAGCCCGUAAUUUGUUCGAUAAAUUACCUAAAAGAAGCAUAGAUUCUUGGAACGCAAUGAUCGUUGCUUAUUCAAGGCAAAAUUGUCCGCUUGAAGUGAUAAAUCUUUACAAACAGUUGAGGUUGGAAAGAGUGAAACCCGAUAGCUCGACAUUUACAGUGGCUAUCAAGGCGUGUACCGGCUUGUUGGACUUGAAGUUGGGGAUGGAGUUGUGGGUAAAGGCGGUGGAAUCCGGAUAUGCAAACGAUGUGUUUGUGGGUUCCUCUGUUCUGAACCUGUAUGCUAAGUGUGGGAAAAUGGAUGAAGCAAUGGGUGUGUUCGAGAGGAUGCCUAAAAGGGAUAUUGUUUGUUGGAGCAUGAUGAUCAAUGGAUAUGUGAAGAGUGGGAAAAUAAGAGAGGCGUUUGAUGUGUAUCGAAGAAUGCAGCAAGACGGUUUAGAAGGAGAUGGGGUUGUGAUAUUAGGGUUGAUACAGGCUUGUUCCAACGUUGGGGACGUGAAAGUUGGUCGCUCAGUGCACGGGUAUAUAAUUAGAAGAGGUUUUCCGAUGGAUGUUCUAGUUCAUACAAGCCUCGUGGACAUGUAUGCCAAGAAUGGAGAGUUGCAGAUUGCUUCUUGUGUAUUUUGGAACAUGUGCUCUCGGAAUGUUGUUUCUUGGAGCGCUUUGAUUUGUGGGUAUACACAAAAUGGUUUUGCUGGAAAAGCACUGGAAAUGUUGAUUGAGAUGCAGAAUUUUGGAUUUGAGCCAGACGUCGUUUCGCUUGUUAGUGCCCUGGUUGCAUGCUCUCAAGUUGGAUACUCAAUUUUGGGUCGAUCAGUACAUGGAUAUACUGUUCGAAGACUUGACAUGGAUCAAGUUUUAGGUACCACAUUGAUUGAUAUGUAUGCAAAAUGUGGAUCAAUUUCUUAUUCUCGUGCAAUAUAUGAUCUCCUGAGAUCUAGGGACGUGAUAUGUUGUAAUACUAUGAUAGCCAGCUAUGGGAUUCAUGGAAAAGGAAAGGAAGCUCUUUCACUUUUUGGUCAAAUGAUAGAGUCGAAUUUAGAACCAGACCAUGCUACGUUUGCUUCUCUUCUCUCAGCAUUGAGUCAUUCUGGAUUAGUACAGGAAGGGAAAUACUGGUUUGAUCUCAUGCUUAGUAAGUACAAAAUUCAACCAGAUGAGAAGCAUUAUGCUUGUUUGGUUGAUCUUUUGUCUCGAGCUGGACAAGUCGAGGAAGCUCAGAAUGUGAUCAAUUCCAUGACAUGUGAGCCAGGAAUGGCUGUUUGGGUUGCCCUUUUGGCAGGUUGCCACAAUCAUAAGAAGUUUUCUAUUGGAGAGCCGGCAGCAAAAAAGAUUCUUGAGCUAAACCUGGAUAGCACAGGAAUUUAUGCUCUAGUUACAAAUUUCUUUGCUGCAGCAAGGAGGUGGGAUGAAGUGGCUACAGUAAGGAAGAUCAUGAAAGAGAAGGGGACAAAAAAAGUACCUGGCUGUAGUAUCGUGGAAGUGAACGGGGGACUCCACGCUUUUAUUGUGGAAGAUAAGAGUCAUCCUCAGUAUGAUAUGAUUAUGGAAAUUUUGGAGGACCUUGAGCAUGAAAUGAUAGCUAUUGGUUAUGUACCAAAGACUGAAUUUGCGUUUCACAAUAUCGAAGAGGAAGUGAAAAAAAUAAAGAUGUUUAAUAAUCACGGUGAAUGACUUGCUAUUGCCUUCGGGCUGUUGAACACCAGGCCAGGAACCAGACUGCUGAUAAAAAAGAACAUCAAGAGUAUGUGGGGACUGCCAUGAAGCGAAAAAAUUCAAUUCCUUAAUAGUGAGGAGAGAACUUGUCGCAAGAGAUGUGAAGCGAUUUCAUCACUUCAGGAACGGGAUAUGCUCAUGCGGUGACUACUGAUGAAGCUUCUGGUUAUAUUCCAAAUACACAAAUGCAUGAAAAAUCUAAGAGGGAGUGAAGGUGAUAAUAUAGCUGAUGGAUAAUGCCCCAGGACUCUUGGAAAUCUUCUGUGGCCACAAUAAUUGAAGUACCUUAAGCACUUGCUAUUUUCCUCAUGUUCUCAAAUUGAAGUGCUGUUGAUGGUAACUAGCAGAAGGAAGACUAGGUGCAUCCUUCGCGUGCAGCCUGGCCAAUUAGAUAAUGGCUGAAGUCCACGUCAAGAAACUUUAAUUACAAGGAGGUUUCAGUAAUAGUCGGGUCUUCUAGAAAGUUUCCUUAUAUCUGCUUUGCUUGAGAGAAGAUGCACUCUGCAUUCUGCAUGGCGAAUGCAACCAUUUCAAAAAAGCACGUCUUUCCAGCAGUCGUUUGGUGGAUUUUUCUUGUGAUGUAGCCUUUUGUUUUCUGAGUGCAAAAAUGUAUUCUGCAUCAAAAUUCGAGAAUGAUCAUCUAUUAGCUCAGAUGCUAGAAUAAGGUCCACAUACGACAAUGGAGGAAGGCAACCCAAUCUGUUUAGGAUCUUUAUUUUUUUCUGGAUCAAUGCUAACAUAGGCUAUAAAGCAUUGGGAAAAUCUCAUGUGCAACACGAAUAGUCUUGGUGCUCAUCGUAUAAAGAUUUUUCAUGAGUUUUGAAACCGCCUCAAUAAUUCAACUGAAAAUCAUUGUACGAUUUGGUACUGUCUCAAGAAGACAAGAACCAUGUUGAUAUAGAACUUGCACAAUUUCAAAAUA
Olea europaea var. sylvestris is the source of this 3016-nucleotide messenger RNA. Its product is annotated as putative pentatricopeptide repeat-containing protein At3g25060, mitochondrial. The transcript has a single exon. Gene Ontology annotation, molecular function: protein binding; RNA binding. Gene Ontology annotation, biological process: RNA modification. Lineage: Eukaryota; Viridiplantae; Streptophyta; Magnoliopsida; Lamiales; Oleaceae. The record is from RefSeq and is a predicted model, not a curated record. Bases 208 to 2052 code for a protein of 614 amino acids.